Pipistrellus kuhlii (Kuhl's pipistrelle) is the source of this 705-nucleotide messenger RNA. Its product is annotated as nucleolar MIF4G domain-containing protein 1. The record is from RefSeq and is a predicted model, not a curated record. The transcript has 4 exons. NCBI's taxonomy places the organism in Eukaryota, Metazoa, Chordata, Mammalia, Chiroptera, Vespertilionidae. Bases 270 to 665 code for a protein of 131 amino acids.
AAGGAUCCCUGAGAGGAACUUGCUGUCACAUUGUCAGGUGUUUGCAAUGAUGUUUGGUCUGUUUAAUUCGUGCAGGUCAGAGCUCCCUUUCUGGAGGCCCCAGUGAGGAAGUUUGAUGACGUCUAUAAAAAGGGAAGCGAGGGCAGAGAGGGUGGCAGCCUGUUCACCAUCAUUGCCCAUUUGUAUGAUUUCUAUGUGGAACAGUAUCUCCCUAUUUGGAGAAACCUACUGGAACUCACACAGAGAAAGGUAGGGACCUGCUCCUAUUAAUGCUGAGAAGUGUGGGCUUUUCGUUGAGAAAAGAUGAUGUUCUGUCCCUGGAAGUGAUCACAGAGACCCAGGCCAAAGCCCGCCGGGCAGGCGGCAAGUUCCAGGACAAGACCAGGAUUCCCUUUAUGCUGGAAAUGAUGUUGGUACUGAAGAACAAUAACAUGCAGAGGAUUCUGGGCUUUGUCCCUGAGCCUGUGGAGACACUGAGGAAAUUGCAAAGAGCUUUGGCAGUUGACUGGUGGAGUUCAGGUGUUCUAAUGUGUGAACUUUUCACAGUUGAUGAUGAGAAUUUGGGAGCUGAGCUCUCUAGGAUCGUGGACACGUUCCCCAGCAGUUCCUUGAGGCGCUGCUGGGGGACAGCAUGGCCCUUGAGGCUCAACAGCUGCCCAGGAUGAACCAACGCGCCCACCGGAGCUGGGAGCUGGAGCAGCUCUC